Molecule: messenger RNA, 1375 nt
Organism: Cataglyphis hispanica
Lineage: Eukaryota; Metazoa; Arthropoda; Insecta; Hymenoptera; Formicidae
Product: putative odorant receptor 85d
Exons: 6
Coding region: 123-1274 (383 amino acids)
Biological process (GO): detection of chemical stimulus involved in sensory perception of smell; sensory perception of smell
Cellular component (GO): plasma membrane
Molecular function (GO): odorant binding; olfactory receptor activity
Source: RefSeq, a predicted model, not a curated record
GUUGAAAUUAUGUAAUCCGAUUUCUUUUGGCUAUAAAUAUAAAUUACAAGGUGCUUGUAAUUGUGGUAUUCAAAUUAAAACUUAAAAUUUUAUUGUACAAAAAUAUAGUAUUGUAGACAAAAAUGCAGAUACUCUCUUUCAAUUUUUUUUUAUACACCAUCAGUGGUAUGUGGCGACCAAUCGAAUGGUCUUCGAAAUGUUCCAAGAUACUGUAUAGCUUGCUCACUUGCUUAACGACAUAUUUGUUAACAACUCUAAUGCUGACUCAGUUGCUGGAUAUAAUUUUUGUUGUCGACAACGUGGAUGAUUUUACGACAAAUUCCUUAAUGCUACUUUCGGUUAUCAGUGUAUUAUUCAAAAUAGCUGCUGCUAUAACACGUCGCGAUGAAAUUGUCAAUUUGAUCGAAACAUUACAGAAGAAACCUUGCAAAGCUUACAAUGAAGAGGAGAGCCACAUCCAGAUGAAGUUCGAUCGUUUGAUCAGAUCAUAUUCCAUAAGUUACACAUCUCUGGCAUCGUUUUCUGCCACUGGUACCAUAAUAGGAGGGAUGCUCAAUAUUUUAGAGGGUCAAUUACCCUAUAGAAUGUGGGUACCGUACGAUUACACCUCGCCCUGUUUAUUCUGGUUUACAUCAAUUCAAGAGCUCGUGGCUGUAAUUUUUGGCACGAUUGUAAACGUCGCGACAGAGACCACGGUAUUGGGAUUUUGCUUACAAAUAUGUGCACAAAUUGAGAUUUUGAAACAUCGUCUGCAAAAAAUGAUGAAAUCGAGCAAGAAAGAAAAAGCUCCCAGAAUUUCGUUGAAUGAUACAUCAAAUGAAACAGGCAGAUUAUCGGAGCAUAUUUUACAUCACCUGUGUAUAAUCAGGCUCGCCAAAAUUAUCAACAAGAUAUUCAGCCAAGUGAUCUUUGUCCAAUUUUUCGCCAGUAUAUUGGUAUUGUGCUCAAGUCUGUAUCAUUUGUCUUCUCACAUGACAAUUACAGACAUCGCCACUUUAAUUAUUUAUGCACUUUGCAUGUUUGUUCAGAUUUUUGUUUAUUGUUGGGCUGGAAACGAAGUUAUACUUAAGAGUUCUGGAUUGAGCGAAGCUAUAUAUCAAAUGGAUUGGAUAUUGAUGCCAGUUAACGAACAAAAGGAUCUAUUAAUGAUUAUGAAGCGUAGCACACGAUCUAUCAAGUUUACUAGUAGCUUUUUGGUGACAAUGUCUUUGGAAUCUUAUGCCAAUCUUCUGAAAGCAUCUUACUCUGCAUUUAAUCUUUUGCAACAAUCUUAAGAUUUAAUUUAUUCUUUCACAAUAUAUCAUGUAUGCGAUAAUUUAUAAAUAAAUUACUCAUCGUAGAAUGUGAAAUUUCGAUAUAUCUUUUUUUAUAGCAG